CAAGAUUGGUUGUGUGGGUGAGGAUCGGGUGUGGGGGAAGUUUGAGGGGGUUUGACGUGGUGUGGUUUACUGAGACUGGCGUGGGAGAUGAGAAUGAAGGGAUGGGAGUGUCAGGAUGAAGGGCCAGGAUGCUACGUCACACGGGAGACGCUGGGAGGAGAACGAGGGAGAAGGGUGUAACUGGAGUGAGUUGGUGAUCCGAAGCCGUGACUGCAGCGAUCCCGUGCGGCCUGCACCAUCAGGGAAGGACUCUCUCUGGCUUCGCACUGCGCCUACAUUGACCGUUGCCGCCGCUGCUACCGCUACUCGGAGGGGCACUGCCUCGCAUUGGGCCUUCACUGCCGUCCCGCUAAUACACGUGUCGCCGUCGCCACUACUGGCACUGAGGGACUUCGCCUCGCAGCGGCCUGGCAAACACCUGCUACACCACCACCACCACCACCACCACCACCGCAGUCCAGAGAUUCAGCUUCGCAUAGCAGACAUCCUCCUAUUCAACGCUUGCUGCCACUACCACCUCAUUAUGGUGGUGUCACUGUACUUGGAUCUGUUGUCACUACUGAAUAAUAAUGUGUAAAGAAAUCUU
Molecule: messenger RNA, 586 nt
Organism: Portunus trituberculatus (swimming crab)
Lineage: Eukaryota; Metazoa; Arthropoda; Malacostraca; Decapoda; Portunidae
Exons: 2
Coding region: 116-577 (153 amino acids)
Source: RefSeq, a predicted model, not a curated record